AUGGAAAUACAUGUGAUCAACCAAACAGAUUUGCAAAUUUCAAGGUUUUUCACCAUACCCAUUUUCUUACAGAGGUUCCUCUUCCUACUGCUGAUCGCAGCAGUGGUGGUUUCCUCCCAAGAAUACCCAUCGCCACCCGCCCCCACACCAGCCCCAACAGAUGACAACACAAUCGGCUCCUUGGGAGUGCAGCUGAUCACCCAAUUCCUAACCGGCGACUUCGUCAAGAGAAAAAUCCAGCUCCUCUUCGACAUCAUAGAUCUAAAGGCCAGACUGAUAUACGCCAUAACCUCCUUCUGCACCACAGACAACCUGAUAGCCCUCAAGAGGUUCCUGGACUGGGUAUGCAGGUUCGCCACCUUCCUCAACCAAUUCCUCCCAACGAUGCCCGAGGAGAACCCAAAGACGGCCUUACUAGGCCUCGUCCUGAACAUGUUCAACAACUUCGUAUCGCCUCCACCGACAGAGGCUCCAACUUUGUACCUCCCACAGCAAGUCGAUAACACACCACCGCCUCUGGUGUAUUCACCACCUCCCUAUUACGAAUCGGUACAAGUGAACGACAUCAACAACAACUACAACCAAUCUGAGGCUGCUCCCGAGCUGUCUUCUAACGUGAAGAGGUCCCUGGAGCCCCAGCAGGAGGUGGAGGCCAAGCAGGAUGAGCCCAAACUGAGCGACCUGAGCGAGGACGAGAUAAGGAAGAUGCUGAAGAACAAAGAUGGCGUUUUCACACUCAGCAAGCUCAUUUCUUCGGCCAAACGAUAGGUUGGUGGAUGGGAGUUUAGAGUGUACCUAGUGAAAAUCAUCUAUUUGUUUGUCAUGGAUUUAAUGAGACUUCUAGGAAGU
This is a messenger RNA of Coccinella septempunctata (seven-spotted ladybird), 849 nucleotides long. RefSeq lists its product as uncharacterized. The transcript has a single exon. Lineage: Eukaryota; Metazoa; Arthropoda; Insecta; Coleoptera; Coccinellidae. The record is from RefSeq and is a predicted model, not a curated record. Bases 1 to 768 code for a protein of 255 amino acids.